CACGUGUGUUCAGAGAAAGAGAAACUAAAACUAGGUUGAGCUAAUGUGUGUUUGUGACUCUAUAUUCAUGCAGUAAAAUGGCAGAAGCCAGAAUUUUUCACGAUGAGUUCUUGUGUCCAGUUUGUCAGAAUCUCCUGAAGGAUCCAGUGACCAUCCAGUGUGGACACAGUUAUUGUAAGAGCUGUAUUACAGACUGCUGGGAUCAGGAGGAUCAGACGAGAGUCUACAGCUGUCUUCAGUGCAAACAAACCUGCAGUCCAAGACCUGCUUUAGCUAGAAACACCAUGCUGGCUGAAGUGGUUGAAAAACUGAAGAAGAGAAAACGUCCUGCUGACUGUGACGCUGGAGCUGGAGAUGUGGAGUGUGACGUCUGUACUGGAAGAAAAUCCAAAGCCAUCAAGUCCUGUCUGAUGUGUGUGAACUCUUACUGUCAGAAUCAUCUUGAACAACACGAGAGUUGGUUUAAAGGAAAGAGGCACAAUUUGACUAAUGCCACUGGACAACUGCAGGAGAUGAUCUGCCAGAAACAUGAUAAGCUCCUUGAGGUUUUCUGUCGCACUGAUCAGAAAUGUAUAUGUAUGCUGUGUACGAUUGAUGGACAUAAAAACCAUGACACUGUAUCCGCUGCAGCACAGAGGACAGAGAAUCAGCACCAACUGAAGGAGACUCAGAAGACGUUCCAGCAGAGAAUCCAGCAGAGAGAGAAAGAUCUCCAGCAGCUGAGAGAGACUGUGGAGUCUCAUAAGCGCUCUGCACAGACAGCAGUGGAGGACAGUGAGAGGAUCUUUACUGAGCUCAUCCUCUCGUCCAUUGAGAAAAGCUGCUCUGAGCUGAUACGGCUGAUCAGAGAUCAGGAAAAGACUGCAGUGAGUCGAGCUGAAGAACGACUGGAGAAACUGGAGCAGGAGAUCAAUGAUCUGAGGAGGAGAGACACUGAGCUGGAGCAGCUUUCACACACACAGGAUCACAUCCAGUUCCUGCAGAGUUUCCAGUCUCUCUCAGCACCUCCUGAAUCUACAGACGGAAAUGAUGAUCCCUUCAGGUCUCACUUCUCUUCUGAUGAUCUGAGAGAAUCUGUCCAUCAGCUGAGAGACAAACUGGAGGAUUUCUUCAAAGAAGAGCUCAAGAAGAUCUCAGACAGAGACACAAUCACCAACAUGGAUCCCAGAACCAGGAACGACUUCCUACAAUAUUCCCAUCAGCUCACUCUGGAUCUGAACACAGCACAUAAAUACCUCCGUCUGUCUGAGAGAAACAGAGUGAUUACUGUCGCAGCCACAGUCCAGUCGUAUCCUGAUCAUCCAGGCAGAUUUGAUGUGUAUCACCAGGUGUUGUGUAGAGAGAGUGUGUGUGGACGCUGUUACUGGGAGCUGGAGUGGAGAGGAGACAGAGGUGUGCAUAUAUCACUGUCAUAUCAGAGCAUCAGCAGGAAGGGACGGGGUAAUGAUUGUAGGUUCGGAUCUAAUGAUCAGUCCUGGGAUUUGUUCUGCUGUCCCUCCAGUUGCUCAUUCAAACACAAUAAAAUAGAGUCUGUUCUCUAUGUGGAGUCCAUCAGCAGUAGAAUAGGAGUUUUUGUGGAUCACAGAGCAGGAACUCUGUCCUUCUACAGCGUCUCUGACACAAUGAGCCUCAUCCACACAGUCCAGACCACAUUCACUCAGCCGCUCUAUGCUGGGUUUCGUAUUCAUAUAAGUUCUUCAUUGAAACUCAUCAGUGUGGAUGAAUCAGAAUAGACAGUAGAGAGUUUCUAUCCAUGAUACUUUGAGCUGCAUGAUAAAUCAGUAACAGCAAGAUAUUAUUAAUAAAUGAAUAUAUUUAUUGUCAUUGUUAGAGAUUGACCAAUGUAUCGAUUUACCGAUAUUUUCCCCAAUAUGUAAGCAUUUUACCAUAAUUGGAAUAUUGGUUUUGUAAUAUCGAUAAUAAUUGUAAUAUACCACGCUAAAAGCUUCCAACUUGUGGAUAUUUUGAGAAUUGCGUGCUGGAUUGCCAUUGCAGCGUGUCUUGGGGGGAUGAGACAACAACAACGGCGUGCAGGUACUUGAUUUGCUGUUGUUAGUAAACUUAAUUUAAAAUAACAGCCAGUUAUGCACAAAUUUAAUUUGAAUUUAAUUUUCUCUCUGUUGUAAAUUUGCUCCAUCAUUAGUCUGGUGAAGCCGCUUUCAUGUUGCUGUUCAGUCAGUGAGUGGGCUGAUGUGGUUGAUGCUCAGGAAAUGCUCCAUCAUGUAACUUUUAACAAGAUUCACAUGUUUAAAACACCCUAAAUUGUAUUAACAUUUACUAUAUAACCAUUAUUUUGCUAAUAAACAUCUAAA
Carassius gibelio (silver crucian carp) is the source of this 2312-nucleotide messenger RNA. Its product is annotated as tripartite motif-containing protein 16. Gene Ontology annotation, molecular function: protein binding; zinc ion binding. NCBI's taxonomy places the organism in Eukaryota, Metazoa, Chordata, Actinopteri, Cypriniformes, Cyprinidae. The transcript has 6 exons. The record is from RefSeq and is a predicted model, not a curated record. The coding region runs from base 78 to 1733 and encodes 551 amino acids.